GAAUCACACAGGUAGAGGGAUGUCUUUCAUCUUCUAGAUUUCGGUGGGCAGAAAUCUUUAUUCGAGCUCGAACAGCCUUAUUUUCUCUCCUUCGCUCUCCCAGUGCGCCCUCUCGUUCUAUUGCAAGCCUACUGUAUUUCUGCUGCAGAGUGGGGCGUGUGACGUCAACGAAUGCUGGAGCGGCUCUUUCGCUCGAGCGAGAAAUGGGGAGAAAAUUGCAAGACAAACUCCGCCUACCCAGGAGGCCCGGGAGAUCUUAGACCAAAUCAAGUGCGCCUACUGGCUAGCCAAUCGGCUAGCUCAACCACCGUGCCUACAGAGCUUCCCCGGCCACAGCAAAGUUUGAUACAAACCUAUUACCACAGAGACUGUCAAAGAAUACAGCGAAGAGCUGCUGUUUUUAUGGGGCCAAUGGUAAUGGUGAGGCAGAAGUAACGGUGACAAGAGGAACAAAUCAACAACCUAAGAAGUUUCUGAAUCUGUGUGUGUCAGACCUCCAGUAUGUGUGAUGGCGUAAAUGGCCUUUGGUCGUCUUCUCGCCUCCCUCAGACAUCCCUCUUCCUUCUCGCCCUCAUCUAACUCCCACCGCCACCCUCAUCUCGCCACCACCAUUUUUGUACCAUGAGAGGAUCCGCCCAGUACUUGGUGAGAGAAAAGCCCGCGGCGUAUCGGCGCCGCUGUGACCCGUGAGGGCCCCCCCCCCCCCCCGGCGGCCUCUCCCGGAAUGGCUUCUCUGGACCUGCCCUACCGCUGUCCUCGUUGCGGGGAGCACAAGCGCUUCCGGUCGCUGUCCUCCCUCCGUGCCCAUCUGGAGUACAACCAUACCUACGAGACGCUCUACGUGCUCUCCAAGUCCAACAGUGUGUGCGACGCAGCUGCGCUACUCCCCCUGGUGGCCGACGGAGACCUUCUCCUCGCUCCUUCUGUCCCCGGCAUUAACCGCAGCAACAACGUGAACGACCCCUUCGACGGUCUUCAACUCCGGUCUUCCGCCUUCAGGGACUUCAAGGAGCGCCGCUUCCCGUGCCGCGAGCUUCCCUGCCCGGACGACCUCGGCGGUUUAUCCACAACUUCCAACGCUGCGGCUCGCUACAUCCCCAGUGUAGAGUUCCCCCUGGGGGAGAUCUUUGUGAAGAAAGCCAUGAGCGCAGCCGGGGACCCCCACGGUUCCCACGGCAACCAAAGCACGGCCGUGGCAGUGGCGGCGAAUGUGGCUGCGAGCGCGGUGGAGGCGGCCUAUGAGGAGGGCUUGGCCAGGUUGAAGGCAAGAGCCUUUGAGCGUCUGGAGCUGGACGAGAGGCUGGAGAAACUCUCAGAGGAGGUGGAGCAGAAGAUAGCUGCACGCGUGGGCCGGCUCCAGGCGGAGCUGGAGAGGAAGAGCUGCGAGCUGGAGCGGGCCAAGCAUGAGAGCGAGCGGCUGGGCCAGGAGAAACAGGACCUGGAGGACAAGGCGUCGGAGCUCUCCCGCCAGGUGGACGUUUCGGUGGAGAUGCUGGCCAACCUCAAGCAGGACCUGGUCAGCAAGGAGGAGGAGCUCACCCACAAACAACAGGAGGUAACCCAGAUAGACCAGUUCCUCCAGGAUACGGCGGCGCGGGAGGCCAACGCCAAGGUGCGCCUGCAGCAGUUCAUCGAGGAGCUCCUGGACCGUGCCGACCGUGCGGAGAAACAGCUGCAGAUCAUCAGCAGCUGCGGGACCACGCCCAACGGCAGCAUGGGACGCUGCAGCCUGCCCGGCUCCAACAAGGGCUCCAACAAUGGACGCCAGAGGAACUCCAGCAUCUCAGGGACGUCCAGGGGCAUGUACCAGGUCUCUGACCGACGAUCCUCUCCCAGCACCGGAGCGUCGGGACGGGUCAAGUCCUUCUCCCAGGGCUCGGGCGGGGGCUACGACAGCGGCGACAGCGUGGAGAUGCACCCCAUGGAAGAGUGCCCCGAGGGCCAGUACUACCACGUCCAGUGUCGGCUGGGGGAAGGGGGCGGACAGGGAGGGGGCGGACAGUGCUACGAGAGGGGCGGGGGGUCCCGGAGCUGGGGGCUCCGCAAGCAGGCCAUCCAGAACUGGCAGCGGAGACCCUACCGGAACAGCACGGAGGGGGAGGAGGGUGAGGAGGGUGACGUGUCGGACGUGGGCUCCAGGACUACCGAGUCGGAGGCGGAGAUGUGGGAGCAGCAGGAGAGGAGGGCCACCAUGGCCGAGACGCAGCAGUCUGGAGCGCCGAGACCAUCUGGAUACCGCCUAGGCACAGGGCGGUCCGAGGGGGGCUACCGCCACAACAAGCCGUGUCGCCACGACAAGAGCCUGUCCCGGUCCAACAACGAGGUGAUCAGCCCGGAGAUACUGAAGAUGAGGGCGGCUCUGUUCUGUAUCUUUACCUACCUGGAUACCAAGACCCUGUUGAGGGCCGCGGAGGUCUGCAGGGACUGGAGGUUUGUGGGCCGCCACCCUGCCGUGUGGACCUGGGUGCUGCUGGAGAACGCCCGCAUCUCCUCCAAGUUCCUGAGUACACUGUCCCAGUGGUGUACCCAGACCCAUUCCCUCAUCCUCCAGAACCUGAAACCACGACAGAGGGGCAAGAAGGAGAUCAAGGAGGAGUACCUCAAGAGCACACGGGGUUGUCUGGAAGAGGGUCUGGAGUCCUUGCUGAAGGCUACAGGAGGGAACCUGUUGAUCCUCAAGGUGUCUCAUUGUCCCAACCUGCUAACUGACCGCUCUCUGUGGCUCGCCAGCUGCUACUGCCGAGCCCUGCAGGCCGUCACAUACAGGAGUGCCACAGACCCUGUAGGACAGGAGGUGAUCUGGGCUCUAGGAGCAGGCUGUAGAGACAUUAUCUCCCUCCAGGUGGCACCACUACAUCCAUGCCAACAACCGGCUCGCUUCAGCAACCGAUGCCUGCAGACCAUUGGCCGAUGCUGGCCGCACCUCAGAGCCCUGGGCGUGGGCGGGGCAGGCUGUGGCAUUCAGGGACUAGCCUCGUUGGCGAGGAACUGCAUGCGUCUGCAGGUGUUGGAGCUGGACCAUGUGAGUGAGGUCAACCAGGAAGUGGCAGCUGAGGUGUGCAGGGAGGGUCUGAAGGGCCUGGAGAUGCUGGUCCUCACCUCCACCCCGGUCACCCCUAAGGCCCUGCUUCACUUCAACAGUGAGUACACCCUACUACACUGCAUAGUACACUACAUAGAACACUACAGGGAGGGUCUGAAGGGCCUGGAGAUGCUGGUCCUCACCUCCACCCCGGUCACCCCUAAGGCCCUGCUUCACUUCAACAGUGUGUGUCGUAACCUGAAGUCCAUCGUGGUGCAGAUCGGUGUAGAGGACUACUUCGAGGACCCCAACAGCCCUGAGGCUAGGAAGCUCUUUGACGAGAUGGUGAACAAGCUGCAGGGCUUGAAGAAGAGACCGGGCUUCUCCAAAAUUCUGCACGUGAAGGCGGACAUCCUCUGCUAACCCCUUUCACCACUCAGGACCCCACCAAAGAAGGGUCGGCCAUUUUGUUUCCAGCCACACCAACAGAACAGACCCUGUCAUUUGAAACCCCUUGACGUACCAGUCAGCCAACACACACACAUAACUGAAGAGGAAAUUCAGCAACUGUUGGAGAAAGUGGAAGUUGUUAAACAUGCUGCUUUUUAGUUAAAAAUAAAAACCAAUGUGUUUUCGGCCCUUAGCCUUGACUAAAAGACAGACACAUAUACCACAGACAGAUAGAUCCUACAUAGACCAUUACAAUGCAUUACAGAACAGAGGAUAGACAAGACAAGGGGCCUGGGCGGGGCCUGGGCAGGGCCUGGGUAGGUUAGGCCCACACCUUACCCUGGAGCAUGUAAACCCAGUGGAGAUUCUCAUGAAGGGACCAAACCCUCCUUUACCAUAGAUAUGUACUAGAGAGCUCAUCUCCUAUCUUUUCAAUGCCUGCUUUUUUGACCAAAUGGGCAGCAACAUUGAGGGCUAUCUCCAUUUUAAAGUAGUACAUUUUGUGUCCUCUAUCCAACUUUAUGGUGGGGUAAAGACAUCAUCAGACAGGUAACAAGACCAGGGGCCCGUAAGUCUCCGCGAAAGCAAACAGGGACCCUGCCUGUGAGUUGCUGACCUGCCAAACAGAUUUGAAACAUAAACUCAGCAGGACUAUUGGACUUUGUAGAUGCUGUGAUCUCAGUGGCCAUUUUGAUUUCAACUGAGAAAAGAGCUGUAAGCAGGAGGACCUUUUAUUCACUGAGAGCAUUGCAGAGAAUGUGUCUGGGAUGCUUUUUUAUCAAGAUGCUAAACAGUUAGUUAAAAUAGACCCUGUGUGUGUGUGUGUGUGUGUGUGUGUGUGUGUAAGGGAGGGCAAUACAUGACAUACCAGCUGCAGACUUGGUCGAACAUAAAACGAGAAGAUAUCUUGUCACCUUGAGAACAUUUUUAUUCCAAGGUCUUUAUCGGCCUAUCAGCCACUCCGUGGUGUGGUCGCCAUGGGAACGGUGCAGUAUUGAACACUAGGCCCAUCCUCAGCAUGAUCCUCAGCCGAGCACCAUCUCUCGCACACCCGUGGAUUUUUCAGCUGUCAAUUACUUUUGUCUGUGGAACUCUUACGGUAUCUAUAGGCCGGUUGGGUCCAUAAGGCAGCUGCUUUUUAUUUGUUUUUAAACAGGGUUGCAAAAUUGAUUCAUUAUGCCUUCAUUUCAGAAUCGAUGCCAUUCAUAGCCGUGUCUGUCCUAUCUUCCUUUCGUAAAAUGGUUUCUCCAGUGUGCCACUAGUCUAUAGGAGCGUUGUAAAGGCAGGCGUUCACCCUAUACAAAUAACUAGCCACUAGCUCUGUAAGCUGCAGUGAAUUACAUGCAUAAGCUACAUCCCCAAUGCACCCUAUUCACUUGGUAGUGUAAUACGUUUAACCGGGGCUCAUAAGGCUCUGGUCAAAAGUAGUGCGCUGAAUAGGGUGCCAGUUGAGAAACGGCUAUAGCCUACAUCCAGUGCACGCAAACCACAACUUCCAUGAGCACAAAGUUGCUGAUCGUUGACUGACAUGAUGCAAUUUAUAUGUUAACUGGCUAUAAACAUGAUGUAUAAUACAUGUAUAUAUGUUACAGCCGUUUAUUAUGAUAUAUAUACGCUGUUGUAUUUACAGCCAGUACACCGGAAGGGCGUUUUAUUGUCCGCCCAUUGCGUAGAGUUGGAUAGAGAGCACAUAUUUGCCUUUUUGCCACAAUGGCUUCAUACGUGUGCCCUCUAUCCAACUUUAUGGCCAGUUGCAAUUUGUUCGAUGUCAUAGAUCAGCUGACUCUCUGGAGCCCUAUGCUGAGCAGGAUGACGACGACACACAGCUGGUGGAGAAGUAGGAAGUGUCUCUGGAUGCCUCCCAAAUUACUCUGGUCAAAGGUAGUGCACUAUAUUGGGAAUAGGGUGACAUUUGGGAUGCUGCCUUGAUCUCAAUUGCCUCAAAAAUCCUCUUCCUGUUUCUUCAUCUGCACUGAUUGCCUUGUCAAGUGAAAACAAAAUGGUGGAAGCUCAUCGUUAGGCUGUCUUACACCUGAGCAGUUAUUUUCGCUCAGUGCAAUGAUGGGAGAAGAGGACAGAGUUAGCCUGUAUGGAUCCACUCGCAAUACUGUACCGUUAAUGCAUUCAAGCAAGUCAUCGAGCUGAGCUCAGGCAACAAUGCAUAUCGACCUCAAACCAUGCACCCAGCCCAGGGAGGCAUCUCAAGUCUAAUGUGGACUCCUUCUGACAGAAGACAACAGUCGGAAGCUGAUCCUCUGGUAGGCUUUGACUUAUCCUUUUGUUUUGUAGGUGUUUGUAGAUCAAGGAAAGGAAACGAGAGAAAGACAUUUUAGGCCAUUGAGAUGCAGCCCGUGUGCUGGUUUCACGUAAUUGUUUUUAGUAAAGAGAGAGAUGUUUUUAGUAAAGUUGAGCACCGAGUUCUGUUCCAAGUUACGGGCUGGUCUGUUUUAGUAGUGCUAGCCUGACAUGAACACACACACACACACUACAGUUGUGGUUUCUCACCUCUCCAUGUUCUCUUCCAAUACUGAAUAUUGUACUGCCUUGCCCCUCAGAGAUUGAAAAGGGGUUUCAAGUGAAAGGUGUUUUUAAAGUCACUGUCACAAUAGAGAAAACACAAUGCACUUGUUUAUUUCGGGUGUGCUCCAAAUGGCACCCUUUUCCCCCUGUGUAGUGAACUGCUGUACGUUAGACCAGGGCCCAUAGGUCUCCGGGUCAAAAGUAGUGCACUAUAUAGGGAGUGGGGUGCCAUUUGGGAUUCAACUUUAGGGGGUUUUCAGUUCCUGACAAUCUUGUCUUCUGUAAAGGCAUUAAACACUGUACAUAAUGUUGUUUAUAAUAUAAAAAGAUUACUGCAUUUGGUGUUCUAAAAAUUAAGGUCAGACGUAUAAGUAUCGAAAUGACGAAAUCAGAAAUAUUAAGAGUACAGGUGUCCAUUCUGUACGUUUUUUCCCCCUCCAAAGUCGAAAGGAAAGAUUCAACUACAGUGGCAAGACAAAGUAUGUGAACCCUUUGGAAAUACCUGGAUUUCUGCAUAAAUUGGUCAUCAAAUUUGAUCUGAUCUUCGUCUGUCACAACAAUAGACGAACACAGUCUGCUUAAACUAAUAACACACAAACAAUUAUACGUUUUCAUGUCUUUAUUGAACACACCGUGUAAACAUUCACAGUGUAGGGUGGGAAAAGUAUGUGAACCCUUGGAUGUAUUAACUGGUUGAGCCUCCUUUGGCAGCAAUAACCUCAACCAAACAUGUUCUGUAGUUGAGGAUCAGACCUGCACAACAGUCGGGAGGAAUUUUGGACCAUUCCUCUUUACAAAACUGUUUCAGUUCAGCGAUAUUCUUGGGAUGUCUGGAGUGAACUGCUUUCUUGAAGUCAUGCCACAGCAUCUCAGUCGGGUUGAGGUCAGGACUCUGAUUGGGCCACUCCAGAAGGCGUAUUUUCUUGAAUCCAUUCUGUUGUUUUACUUCUGUGUUUUGGGUCGUUGUCCCGUUGCGCCACCCAACUUCUGUUGAGCUUCAAUUAGCGGAUAGAUAGCCUAACAAUCUCCUGCAAAAUGUCUUGAUAAACUAAGGAAUUCAUUUUUUCUGUCUAUGAUAGCAAGCUGUCCAGGCCCUGAGGCAGCAAAGCAGCCCCAAACUAUGAUGCUCCCUCCACCAUACUUUACAGUUGGAAUGAGGUUCUGAUGUUGGUGUGCUGUGCCUUUUUUAUCUCCACAGUGAUGUGUGUUCCUUCCAAACAACUCAACUGUAGUUUCAUCUGUCCAACAGUGCUGAACUUUCUAAAUUUUUGGACUAUUUGUCUUACUGUGGACUGAUGAACGUCGAGGCUUUUAGAGAUACUUUUGUAACCCUUUCCAGCUUUAUGCACGUCAACAAUUCUUUAUCUUAGGUCUUCUGAGAUCUGUUUUGUUCGAGGCAUGGUUCACAUCAGGCAAUGCUUCUUGUGAAUAGCAAACUCACAUUUUGUGAGGUUUUUUUUGUUAUAGGGCAAGGCAACUCUAAAAAUUGUCGUCAAUCUCGUCUCAUUGAUUGGACUCCAGGUUAGCUGACUCCUGACUCCAAUUAGCUUUUGGAGAAGUCGUUAGUCUAGGGGUUCACAUACUUUUCCCAACCUACACUGUGAAUGUUUAAAUUAUGUAUUCAAUAUAGACAAGAGAAAUACAAUCAUUUUUGUGUUAUUAAUUUAAGCACACUACGUUUGUGACUUAGAUGAAGAUCAGAUCAAACUUGAUAACCAAUUUAUGCAGAAAUCCAGGUAAUUCCAAAGGGUUCACAUACUUUCUCUUGCCACUGUAUACUAUGUAUAAGCGGUAGUGUUGAAGUUUGCAGUUGUGUGCUAUAUAGAUGCUUUAUAUUCAAUGUUCAUCAGAAAUGUGCUAUAGAGAUGGACAUUAUUUAAGAAAGAAAGAGGAUCAAGAUUAUUUGAGCUAUUUAUUUCUAUAAAAAGAGAGGUCUAUAAUGUUGGCAUGUUUGUGUUCAUGCAUCAAUCAUCACGUUGCCUUUGACAUAUUCUGCUGUAGUGGCUGUAGUUCUAAAUUAAUAUUUCAAAAGAUUUUAAGAUUGCUUGCAAAAGUUUCCGCUGUGUUUUAUUUUUAAUACGUCUGUUGCACUAGUGGGGGGAAAAAAUAAGAUGAUACUGAUAUUUAAUAUUAGUGCUGUUUUUUAAUGUUUAAAACGCUUUCUCAGUAUUUGACAUAUUACGAUGCACUUUGUUUUCUAGAGCGCUUUUAGAGGUCCACGUGGUUCUGUAAGAUUAACGAAAAUCACACGUCAGUCAACAUUGUCAUGCCGUUUCCAUGGCUUCCUCUGUCGUGUGAGCGACGGGGUUGGUUUCUCUCUUACAUAGUCGUGAUAAUUGGUUGAUUUGUUUCAACUGAAUGGUGGCCAAUUAGGGGCAAGAAGGUGGAUCACUUCAUGACCAGUAGCCAAUGGCAAUGGAGAGUUUUGAACGUCACACAAUGCGGACCGGACCCUAUUUUAUCGCCUAUAUCUGUCAUUGGCUGUAGAAGUUUCUGGUUGAACCAUGGCCAACCUGGUUCAACUGCAUUUCAAGUCCUGUUGAGGUUAAUUUUACACCAACAUGACCUUAUGCUCAUGAUUGUUAGCAGGUCAUGGCGAGUGUAACUAUGUUUGUGUACUCUGUGUUUUGUGUUGGUUUGCUUUAACGCUUCUUAUCCAAAUGUAUUGUGUGACAGAAGUCCUGCUGAAAUUGUUUUAGAACACGUCCUGAAAACUGAAUCAAAUAAGAGAAUGAGAUUAAGAGUUGAAGAGGAGUCAUUCUGACAAAAACAUACUGUAUGUUUGGGUUCCCCAACUGGCGGCCCCGGGCUGUGAUUUUAUUUGCAUUUUAUUUUAUUACCGAGCAACAACAACAGAACUUGGUUGGACAUAAAGUACUGUAAAAACAACAGCAAAUCAGCUCCAAUUGAUUUUCAUUUAGGAAAUCUGUUCCAAAGUCUUCAAAUCCAACUUUAUUUGUCAAAUGUGCCCAAUACAACAAGUGUAGACCUUACCGUGAAAUGCUUACUUACAAGCCCUUAACCAACAGUGCAGUUCAAGAAGAGUUAAGAAAAUAUGUACAAAACAAAUGGAGGGAGGGGUCAAUGUAAUAGUCCAGUGGCCAUUUAAGCAAGGUUUGAAAUGAUUUUUAGUCAAAUAUACAGUACCAGUCAAAAGUUUUGACACGUACCAAUUCAAAGGUCUUUCUUUAUUUUUACUAUUUUCUACAUUGUAGAAUAAUAGUGAAGACAUCAAAACUAUGAAAUAACACAUAUGGAAUCAUGUAGUAACUAAAAAAGUGUUAAACAAAUCAAAAUAUAUUUAAGAUUUUACAAAGUAGCCACCCUUUGCCUUGAUAGCUUUUCACACUCUUGGCAUUUUCUCAACCAGCUUCUUGAGGUAGUCACCUGGAAUGCAUUUCAAUUAACUGGUGUGCCACCUUAAAAGUUAAUUUGUGAAAUUUCUAUCCUUCUUAAUGCGUUUGAGCCAAUCAGUUGUGUUGUGACAUGGUAGGAUUGGUAUAUUUGCCUAUUUGGUAAAAGACCAAGUCCAUAUUAUGGCAAGAACAGCUCAAAAAUGCAAAGCGAUACGACAGUCCAUCAUUACUUUAAGACAUGAAGGUCAGUCAAUCCGGAACUUUUGACUGGUACUGUAUCUGUUUACCGUAAGGUAAAUGUUUAGCCUACAAAUGAUUUGUAAAUGUUUAGCCUACAAAUGAUUUGUAAUUAUCUUCUAUCUCCCUGGCCAUCCGCUCAAGAAUAAAAUCGGCCCGCGGCUGAUUGUAGUUGAUGAUCCCUGCUGUAUGUUCUACUACCAGGAUCUUAUCCAUAGCUAAGAUUCAAUGUGUCUGUGGUUAAAGAGAGAAUUACCCCAAAUUACAUAGUUUCCCUUACCCUACAAGCAGUCUAUUGACAAGGUAAGUCCAUGCUUUGGUUUUGUUGUACCAGGCCACUGCCACAGACUGCUUAUAAGGUAAGGAAACCAAUGUAACAAUUUGUAAUUUGGUGAACUAUCCCUUUUUAAUGUUUUUAUGACUUGAUUUGGCAACUUAGUCAUUCCGAAUAUCAAAUAAUUUAAUGAUUCCCAUGAUUAAGAUUCCUUGUCGCCAUUUUAUUUUAUUUGUUUAUUGUAAUAAGAUGGUACAUGAUGCUUUCAUUAUUUGUUAUUUUCUAGAACCCUGGCUAUUGUUUCCUAUUGAUACACACACAAAAAUUGUGUAUCUUAAUUUUUGCUCUUUCAAAGCCCAGUUCUGAUCCAUUAAGUAAGGUUGUUUGGGAUAUGGCCAAUCCGUUUUUGUCUGUAAAACAAACUAUUCUACUGUGUCAGGCAUUUGACUGCAUUUUCCUAAGACCAGCUUUGUGCCAAGAUUUUAUGUUCUUAUGUCUCUUUUGUCCCAAAUGGCACCCUAUCCCCUAUAUAGUGCACUUCUUUUGACCAGAAUCCUAUGGGCCCUGAUCAAAAGUAGUGUGCUAUAUAGGGAGUAGGGUGCCAUUUUGGAAACAAAUGUGUCAAGUCUUGUAUAAUUAAUUAGCCUGGAUCCAGAUCUGUUGCUACAUCUUGCCAUGUCAAUGACCAUAGUGAUUGGCAAGAUAGCACAAACAGAUCCGGGACAUAGGCUAGCAUAUGUUUACCUCUUCUGCACAUAUUCCCUGUAUGGAUGAUUGUAUUCUCUGUCCAUUUGUCUGAAUAGUAUUUGAACUCAUUACCUCAACACUUAUCUGGGCAACUAAGUGUGCACAUUCUUUAUUAUUUUGGACAGUCAUUGAUAUUCUGCUCAUUAAUGUACUGUAUCGAAUAUAGGUAUGUCAUGUUGGUAUGACCAGGUUUAUUUCAAACCCAAACGGUCAUUCCCACACCAAUGUUAUGCCGUUCAUCAUCCUAAGACCAUUGCAAUAAAUGAAAAGGUGUUAUUUUCCCAUUCAUAGUCAAAUUCAUCCAUUUCUUAUCAUCAAUAAAAUGGCUUAAAUACA
This is a messenger RNA of Salvelinus fontinalis (brook trout), 10942 nucleotides long. Its product is annotated as F-box only protein 41-like. The transcript has 15 exons. The coding region runs from base 725 to 3445 and encodes 906 amino acids. NCBI's taxonomy places the organism in Eukaryota, Metazoa, Chordata, Actinopteri, Salmoniformes, Salmonidae. Gene Ontology annotation, molecular function: protein binding. The record is from RefSeq and is a predicted model, not a curated record.